Laccaria bicolor S238N-H82 is the source of this 3152-nucleotide messenger RNA. RefSeq lists its product as uncharacterized. NCBI's taxonomy places the organism in Eukaryota, Fungi, Basidiomycota, Agaricomycetes, Agaricales, Hydnangiaceae. Bases 6 to 2948 code for a protein of 980 amino acids. The transcript is spliced from 2 exons. The record is from RefSeq and is a predicted model, not a curated record.
AAACCAUGGCAUUGACAUCAGAUUCCCAACCACCCCCAAGUCGAUCUCGUACAUCUUCCACAUCCACCUAUUCAUUCCCCCGCACCAGCUCACCUACAAAGGAGUCUACCUCCAUCAAACCCACAUCAAACGCGGUAAAACCAAACGCUCAUCCAUACGCUAUAAAAACGACAUCUACCGGCGUACUUUCGCGUUCUUCUUCCUCACCGCAUCACCAAGUUCAUAGUACCGCGCUUACGCAGCAUCACUAUGUACCGGCUACGCCUUCUUCAAGUGGUCAGGUGUCCCCGACGAAGUAUAAGCCUCACAGAGAGAGCAGGCAUAGAUACAGUCGGAGCUUGACUUCGGAGGAACCCAAGUCUUUGCCUGUACCCCCUUCCAGAUCCCCUUCUCCCUCACCCGCGCCCGGGGGUGCAGAUGAAGAAGACGAUAAUACCCCGCGCAUGCGUCCAAGGACGAAACGCGCUGAUACCCUUCCUUCGUCUAGCAUACCCACCCUCGAACUACCAGAAGACCCCAAAACGUGGUCACCGACACACCUAGCCGCGUACCUCUCCUCUCCUCUCCGCGGUGGGGAGGUUCCGACGCGUGAAAUCGUUGCAUUCGUUAAGGAGAGACAGAUGACGGGGAAGAUGUUUUUGAGGUUGAAUGAGGGUGAUUUGGAGAGCUCCGAACUACCCAAACCCCAUCAAGCCCACCUCCUCUCCGCCUCCCGCUCCCUCCGUCAAAACGCCCUCCGAGGCCGGAUAUGGGGUAGCCAUAACUUCCCACAACACGACGAUUUUUCCUCCAACUCCGCCAACGUCGACAUGGGCAGGAGGAGCAGGAAGACAAGCGUCGAUUCUUCUAAUGCCAAUGGGAACGGGAGAGUAAAAGACAUGAUAGCCUCUCUCGAACGACCUCCAAGCUCAGACGACGAUGACGACUACGUGGGGAGGAGGUCAAGUUCACCGAAUAAGAACCAACGCCAUUCCACAACGACGGCUUAUUCCCCUUCGAAAGAACCCGCUUCCCAUUCCUAUUCGUAUUCUUAUUCGCCAAACAAGACGCAGCGCGCACUUCCUUCGCGGGGGACCGUACAUGAUUUAUUCUCCGUUCCCAGCCCUGGUGUUAGUGCUAGGGAAGACACGCGAACGGAAGGAGGAGAAGAAACUAUCAAAUCCCCACACCAACACCAAGCUCGGCUCCUACCUUACCCGCCCCUACUUACGCCCGUGCACACCGGCUCUACUCCGAAUUUAAUGGACGCAGCGGGGUUGUAUGAGCUCGGAUAUCGGCUCCCUCUGCCUUUAUCGUCCCUUCCAACAGGAUCGUCAAGUGCCAUUCCGAUUCCCCUGGGCGUAGGCGGCCCAGGGCAACAUGCGCGUCCGCUUCCUCUUCCACCACAUACCGGACACCACCUUCCCAUAGAGCCCCUGAAGAGAGAGGGCGUAGCGACGACGGUGACGGUGUCUGAUUUUGGGAGUGUGAUACAUCAUCCUAGACCCAGGCCUGGUGUUGGUGUGGGUGUUGAGGGGUUGGUUGGGUAUUUCGAUGUUCCGAGUGAUGACGUUCCUUCUUCGUCUGAUAACCUUCACCACGCUGGUGCUGCUCCCAAGUCAGAAACAGAACCCGAAACUAAACCCGAACCCGAACCCGAAACGGAGACGGAAACGGAAGGAGGGUACGACACUGCUCCAUCUCCAUCUCCGUCUGAAGGUGAGGACGAAGACGACGGACCGAGCGUGGCGGACCUCCUCCUGUCCCACCACCCUAUAACAGGAGCAGAGGCGUGGGAGUUGGAGUUGGGUGAGACUGUUAAACGUGCUGGGUCUGCUGCUGGCGUUGGGGUUGUUAGGACGGGCAGGGGGAUGAACUUGGUUCGUGCGGGUGUUGGUGAGGAGGAGAACGAGGGGGAUGGAGGGAAAAGGAAGGAGAGCGCGAAAGACGAAGAAGAGAAAUUAAACAUAAACGCAAACGCAAAUGAGGGGGGAAAGGAAAUGGAAAAUGAAGACGUGGGAGAUUUAGAGGACAAGAAACCGGAUUUAUGGAGUGUUUUUGAUCUUGAGCCGCCUCGUGGUGUGCGAGGAACGUUAGUGGGGUCUGUGGAUGGUCCUUCAGCUGUGGAUCUGGGUGCGAACGAUGCCGUGGACUCACACUCUGCCGUGGACUCAAACUCCGCCGUGGACUCGCACCCCCUAGAGCCUCGAGAUGUCGAUGACUCUUCAGCUCUGGAUCUGAGCCCGCACACAACAGACCAAGAUUCGACAGAACACGACCUCGCAACUCGCCACGAAGCCCUAAAUCAACAUGAGCUCGCACUGGCGGCUCGACAGGCGAGGAUUGAGGGGAUGGAGGAGAGGGUUGGGGAGAUGCAGAGGGCUGUUGGGUAUCGUGAGGAUGCGGUUGGGCGACGUGAGGAGGCUGUUGAAAGGAGGGAGCGAGAGGUGCAGGAACGGGAGGGGGCGGUUGAGAGGAGGGAGGAGGCUGUUGGGAAGAGGGAGCGAGAGGUGGAGGAGAGGGAAGGGAAGGUCGGCGUUUUGGAGCAAGCGGUCAACGAGCGGGAACGGGUACUCGAUCAGAGAGAAUUUGAGCUUGAGGAACGUUCCAAGCGGGUUGAAGAGCUCCAGGAAACGCGUGAUGCUCUCAACGCGUCGACUUUAUCGAAUUCAUGGCCCAUCACUCUUUUUCGGUCUGUGGUCUUUCGUGUGCUUGGCGACAAGACGCCUUCCUACCUCUUUUCCUCCUCCUCCUCCUUCAACUCGAAUGCUCCCACCACCACUACCCCUCAAAGAAGACCCCGACGCGACUGGGAAGCGCGACGCGAUUUGUACCUAUCAACAGGCGGACACGGGAGUUACCUCGUUCUCGUGGGGAUUGGCGUGUGUGCUGUUGUGUUGAAGGUGCUUGUGAGGAGGUUGACUGGGGUUGGGAUGUGGAGUUGGUUGAAGAGGAGGGGGAGGAGGUAGCGUUGACUCAAUUUGAGGGUGGGAGAUGCUUUGCGGUCUUAUGACUUUACGACUUUUACGACUUUUCUAAGUUCUUCACGAUCUUUUUUGACUGACGCUGAUGAGGAAUUCAAUAAAUGAAUGUGAGCAUAUGCGAGCGUUUUGGGUUUUUUGUUCGUGUACAUCCCUUACUUAUUAUACCUUAUGUAUCGUUUGAAUCUUUGA